Molecule: messenger RNA, 330 nt
Organism: Necator americanus (New World hookworm)
Lineage: Eukaryota; Metazoa; Nematoda; Chromadorea; Rhabditida; Ancylostomatidae
Exons: 3
Coding region: 1-330 (109 amino acids)
Source: RefSeq, a predicted model, not a curated record
AUGGCAUCCAGUUCUACAGGCCAGCACGAGACGCCAGCGGAGACGGAUUCGUGCUGGUCGUCAAUCGUUCCAACGCAGAGAGAGAGGCUACGGAAGUGCGGAAGGAGAGCGUUAUGCGUGGACGAUACGUCCAACCUAACGUCCUACUCGCUAACAUUGGCCACUGUAAUUGUUGCGGAUGAAUGGCACAUAGCUCUCCCAACUGCAUACCUCCUCUCUUGCAGAGCAUCCAAUGGUUCGCACGAUCAUAUACCUGCAAGAACAAAGGAUGGCAGAAGGCACAGCAAGGUAUGUGAGGAUGAACGUAAAGAAGAAGAAGAAGAACGAUGA